This is a messenger RNA of Siniperca chuatsi (mandarin fish), 2004 nucleotides long. RefSeq names its product phosphatidylinositol transfer protein beta isoform-like. Gene Ontology annotation, molecular function: phosphatidylinositol binding; phosphatidylcholine intramembrane carrier activity; phosphatidylinositol transfer activity. Gene Ontology annotation, cellular component: cytoplasm. Gene Ontology annotation, biological process: phospholipid transport. The record is from RefSeq and is a predicted model, not a curated record. Bases 144 to 956 code for a protein of 270 amino acids. Lineage: Eukaryota; Metazoa; Chordata; Actinopteri; Centrarchiformes; Sinipercidae. The transcript has 12 exons.
GGGCGCACACGGCAUCUUCCAGGAAGAAACCCGGAGUAAAAAGCGUCAAGCGCUUGAAUGAGCGGCUUCUGCCAGCUUUAAAAAGGAUUUUCAGGGAUUCCCACUCUCUCAUAUGCUGCUGUUUGGACGGAGGCACAGUCAACAUGCUGAUUAAAGAAUUCCGAAUUGUCCUGCCCAUUUCAGUGGAGGAGUACCAAGUGGGUCAGCUGUUUGCGGUAGCAGAGGCCAGUAAGAGUGAGACGGGUGGAGGAGAAGGUGUGGAGGUGUUGGUCAACGAGCCCUAUGAGAAGGAUGGAGAGAAGGGACAGUACACCCACAAGAUCUACCACCUGAAGAGUAAAGUGCCAGGUAUUAUCCGUGUGUUAGCGCCGAAAGGAUCUCUCAUGGUUCACGAGAAGGCCUGGAAUGCAUAUCCUUACUGUCGAACCAUCCUUACUAAUGAAUACAUGAAUGAGAAGUUCAUGAUUAAGAUCGAGACGUGGCACAAGCCUGAUAUGGGGGAUCAGGACAAUGUGCAUGGGCUGGACAAAAGCACAUGGGAAAAAACUGAAAUAGUUGACAUUGACAUUGCUGACAGAAGUUGCAUAAGUCCAAAGGACUACAACCCAGAUCAUGAUCCAGCCAUCUUUAAGUCAGUGAAGACAGGUAGAGGGCCCCUGGGACCUGACUGGAAGAAAGAACUCGCUAACAACCCCAACUGUCCACACAUGUGUGCCUAUAAGCUAGCCACCGUUGAAUUCAAGUGGCUGGGACUACAGGGCAAGGUGGAAAGCCUCAUUCAAAAGGUGGAGAGGCGUGUGUUCACCCACUUCCACAGACAGCUGUUCUGCUGGAUCGACAAAUGGAUUGAUCUGUCGAUGGAUGACAUACGACACAUGGAGGAGGACACAAAGAAGGAGCUGGAUGAGAUGAGGAAGAAUGAUGAAAUUAAAGGCAUGGUAGGUGACGACAACUGACGGCAGCUGGCUGACUAACCCCAUCACUCUCUGAUAAAGGAGGAUUUCUUCUCUCCUGGGACACUGGACCUAGAACAGAUUGAUAGGCACAAUUAUCAGUAAUACCACACUUACAUCCUAAUACAAUUUGCUCUUAAUAAGAGCUCAUUAUUGUAAAGCAAUUGUGUACUUGUGUACAAAUCUAUGUACUGCAUUUGAAUACAACUACAGCAACUUAGUUUUUGCAAGUUUGCAAGUUGGGGAAUCAGUUUUGAGGAUGAAGUGUUCUUGCUUAUGCCUAUUCGGUCCAAUAAAUUUUAAAACAUUAGGAAAAAGGUGUGCGUUGUCUCUGAAGACACAUUUCUGAUUACUGUUAUCUUUUUUUAAUGGCUGUUAUUUGGGUUUUGUUUUUGUCUUUUCUUGAUUUUUGUAUUUUCUAGUUCUCAGUGAUUUAUUGUUUACCUACCAGAGCAAGGCAAAUUUUCCACACGUCUUCUGUCUACAUCUGCAAAACGCUCCAGAGUUACAAGGAUCGUAGAAUGUUCUUUUAAAGAAUUGACAAAUAGAAUAGGUUUCAGUGCUUUUGAGAAAAUUCUGUUAAUUUCCUGGUUUCCUCUCACAAAGUGCACUUAUUGUUCUGUUUUGUCACACUGGAAAAUGUCUCCACCCUCCUGUGCUUAAUGUUUCCUCAAGCAUUUUGAAUUCAUCGUGACAUGGUGGCUGGAGGCAUUGUAAUGAAAAUACAGCUUAUGUUUACGUAAAAACGAUCACAUAUGAGGAAUUCACUUUGAAAAGACCUAGGUGGUGGGUUUGGCUUCAUACAAAGAUGCCAGCUGCUGUUUUGUAAUUCUAGCGUUGGGUUGAGGUUUUGAUUGUUGGUGAUGAUAUGUAAGAAGCAGCUGAACUUUCAAAAUGAUUGACACAUGAAGCAGUUCUGUCUUAAUAACUUUUCAAAAGUUUGGCCUACAUCAUUGUAAGUCUUGUCCUGUGUUGAAUGAAAUACCCUGGAUUUUAAUGUAAUGAGUGAUAUGAUUGUGUAGUAUAUUAAAGACAGUUUAUUUGUUCCUUG